AUGGCCACAUCGUCAGUGGGUAACCUACCAGAAUGUUCUGUUUGUUGUGAAAGCUUUGAGAUUGCACCUAAAUUUUUACCAUGUGGACAUACUUUUUGUUUGCCCUGUAUAAAAAGAUGUAUAGCUGAUAAAAGAGAGACAUUCCCUUGUCCAUUCUGUAGGAGUAAUGUUAAGAUUCCAGAAGGUGGUGCCAAGAACUUUCCUGACAACUAUAUAGUUCAAACAUCCAAACAUACAACAAAAACACCACAGCCAAAAUGUCCCAAUCACAGUCAGAAGGAGGUGGAUCUUUACUGUAGUAAUUGUAAUGUAGGAUUAUGUUUAAAAUGUAUAUUUAUACAACACAAAGAUCAUGAAACUCUGGAUAUAGAAUCUGAUGAUACCCGGAAUAAAGCCAUAGAAAAACUUCAACGUUCACAAAGAACCAUCCAAAACCGAAUCAAACACUUGGUGAAAACUCGCUCUACAUUAUUAGAAUCAUUGGAACAACUGGAAUCUUUGUGUGAAGAGUCCUGCGUUAAAGUGACUGAAAAAACUGAGCAAAUUGUUUCAAAUUUAAGACGAAGUUGUGAACAGAUUAUAACAGACAUCGGAAAAAAUUUGGAAGAAAAUAGAAGUAAAGUAGAGGAUAGAGAAAAGAAACUAACAAGAGAAAUAACUUUAUUAGAAAGGGAGAUGGAAUCAAAUAUUUCACCUUCAACAAAAACAACAUUAAACAUUUUACAAACAUUGCCUCGUUUGAUUAAAAUAGAAAAACAGAGUGAAAGUAGGAAAUGUUAUAAUCUGUGUGUACAGUAUUCACAGUGGGUUGGGAAGGAAUUUAGUUUUGAUAUAGAUCAGUUAGGGUCUGUUAUUUCUAAACCCUUUUACAUACCAGGUUCGUAUCAGUUUAUAUUUAAUGUAAGUGAUAUAGGGAAAGGUGGGACAAUUUAUUACAGCAAGAAUAAGUUUAGAUGCAACAACUUGGUAUGGAGCUGUGGUGUAGAUAGGGAUAGUGAUGAUGGAAUAUAUAUUGGUGUUCAACUAUUAUCAACUGAUAAUCCUAAAUUAAACUAUUGUAUUAUUGAUUAUCAAGUCAGCAUAUUGAAUAUUGAUGAUGACAGUAAAACUAUAACUAGAACAGAUAGUGGCUGGAGAUUUUAUAGAGAGAGAUAUUGGGGAUGGAUAUAUCCUAUCGCUUGGUCUGAUCUCAAUAGCAAUGGUUAUUUAAAUUCUAACGGUCAGUUUGUGGUUCAAUGUAAUAUAACACAGAUCAUUGAAAUAUCAUGGGGAGCCGCGGUGGCUCAAUGA
Lottia gigantea (owl limpet) is the source of this 1290-nucleotide messenger RNA. RefSeq lists its product as hypothetical. Gene Ontology annotation, biological process: positive regulation of DNA-templated transcription. The record is from RefSeq and is a predicted model, not a curated record. Bases 1 to 1290 code for a protein of 429 amino acids. Gene Ontology annotation, molecular function: ubiquitin-protein transferase activity; protein binding; zinc ion binding. Gene Ontology annotation, cellular component: chromatin; nucleoplasm. The transcript has a single exon. NCBI's taxonomy places the organism in Eukaryota, Metazoa, Mollusca, Gastropoda, Lottiidae.